GUGGGCCCAGCCUCCAUCCUCCUCCUCUGAGAGCGAGCCGGCGGCGGCGAGCGGCAUUGCGGGUUAUCUGGUGGAGCGGGACAUGGCGGGGUACGGGGACCGGCGAUCGCCGCCGCUGGAGGGCAUCACCGUCGACGGGGCCAGCAGGGCCCAAUCGCCCGGGGCGGGUGCGGGGGCGGGGGCGGGGAGGCUGCCGCCGCCGCCAGGAGGCUUCGCGCGCGGGCUCAUGAAGCAGCCGUCGCGGCUGGCGUCCGGGGUGCGGCAGUUCGCUUCGCGUGUGUCGAUGAAGGUGCCCGAGGGCGUGGCCGGGAUGCGGCCGGGACGGAUGACGCGGAUGCAGUCUAGCGCGCAGAUGGGGCUCCGUGGCUUGCGCUUCCUCGACAAGACCUCCGGCGGCAAGGAGGGAUGGAAGGCCGUCGAGCGCCGCUUCGACGACAUGGCCAAGGGCAGCGGACGACUCCAGAAGGAGAGCUUCGGCAAGUGCAUCGGCAUGGGGGACUCCAAGGAGUUUGCCGGCGAGCUGUUCGUGGCGCUGGCGCGGAGGCGGAGCCUGGAGCCGGAGGAUGGCAUCACCAAAGAGCAGCUCAAGGAGUUCUGGGAGGAGAUGACCGACCAGAACUUCGACUCGCGGCUGCGCAUUUUCUUUGACAUGUGCGACAAGAACGGCGAUGGGAUGCUCACGGAAGAUGAGGUCAAAGAGGUUAUUAUACUGAGCGCGUCAGCGAACAAGCUAGCCAAGCUGAAGGGUCACGCCGCGACCUACGCGUCCCUGAUCAUGGAAGAGCUCGACCCGGACGACCGCGGCUACAUUGAGAUUUGGCAACUGGAGACGUUGCUCCGGGGCAUGGUGAGCGCGCAGGCUCCCGAGAAGCUGAAGCGGACGACGUCGAGCCUGGCGCGGACGAUGAUCCCGUCGCGGUACCGGAACCCGCUGAAGCGGCACCUGUCCAAGACGGUGGACUUCAUCCACGAGAACUGGAAGCGGAUAUGGCUCGUGACGCUGUGGCUGGUCGUCAACGUCGCCCUGUUCGUGUACAAGUUCGAGCAGUACAAGCGCCGAACCGCGUUCCAGGUGAUGGGCUACUGCGUCUGCGUCGCCAAGGGUGCCGCUGAGAUCCUCAAGCUCAACAUGGCUCUCAUCCUGCUGCCCGUCUGCCGGAAUACGCUGACGACGCUCAGGUCCACCGCGCUCAGCCAUGUCAUACCCUUCGAUGACAACAUCAACUUCCACAAGGUCAUCGCGCUGUCCAUCGCGAUCGCCACAGCGAUCCACACGCUCGCACACGUGACCUGCGACUUCCCAAGGCUGAUCAGCUGCCCGACGGACAAGUUCAUGGCCACCUUGGGGUCCAACUUCCACUACAAGCAGCCGACUUACCUGGGCUUGCUGGAGAGCACACCCGGGGUUACCGGAAUCCUCAUGAUCAUCAUAAUGUCCUUCUCCUUCACGCUGGCAACACAUUCCUUCAGGCGGAGUGUGGUGAAGCUGCCAUCGCCGCUACACCACCUUGCCGGUUUCAAUGCCUUCUGGUACGCUCACCACCUGCUGGUCCUUGCGUAUGUCCUGCUGGUGGUGCACUCCUACUUCAUAUUCCUCACCAGGGAGUGGUACAAGAAGACGACAUGGAUGUACCUGAUUGUCCCUGUCCUCUUCUAUGCCUGUGAAAGAGUCAUCAGGAAAUUUCGUGAGAACAACUACCAUGCGGGAAUUGUGAGGGCAGCAAUUUAUCCGGGAGAUGUGCUCUCUAUUCACAUGAAGAAGCCACAGGGUUUCAAGUACAAGAGUGGGAUGUAUCUGUUUGUUAAAUGCCCAGAAGUCUCGCCCUUCGAGUGGCACCCCUUCUCUAUAACUUCGGCACCAGGCGAUGACUACUUGAGUGUGCAUAUCCGUACGCUGGGUGACUGGACAUCCGAACUGCGGAUGCUUUUUGGGAAGGCUUGCCAGGCACAAGUAACUUCCAAGAAGGCUACCCUUACAAGACUUGAAACUACAGUUGUGGCAGACGCCCAGACAGAGGACACUAGGUUUCCCAAGGUCUACAUAGACGGGCCAUACGGUGCACCAGCACAAAAUUACAGGAAAUAUGACAUUCUUCUGCUUAUUGGCCUUGGAAUAGGAGCAACUCCUUUCAUCAGCAUACUGAAGGAUAUGUUGAACAACCUAAAAUCCAACGAAGAGGUGGAAAGCAUCCACGGCUCUGAGAUAGGCAGCUUCAAGAACAAUGGUCCAGGAAGGGCUUACUUCUACUGGGUCACCAGAGAGCAAGGAUCUUUCGAAUGGUUCAAAGGAGUCAUGAAUGAGGUUGCAGGGAGCGAUCACAGCAAUGUUAUAGAGAUGCACAAUUACCUGACCAGCGUGUAUGAAGAAGGUGACGCAAGGUCAGCUCUGAUUGCCAUGGUACAGUCACUUCAGCGUGCUAAAAACGGCGUGGAUAUCGUCUCCGGCAGCAAGAUUCGAACACAUUUUGCAAGACCAAACUGGAGGAAGGUAUUCUGUGAUUUGGCCAGCGCACACAAGAACUCUCGCAUAGGAGUUUUCUAUUGUGGAUCUCCGACGCUCACAAAACAACUGAAGGAUCUUUCGAAAGAAUUCAGCCAGACAACCACAACCCGGUUCCAUUUCCACAAAGAGAACUUCUGAGACGUGUACCCGAAGAUCCGAUGGACUGGAAACAUAAUUGUAUAGGGAAAAAAUACGAUAGCAUUGGCAUAGCAGAUUUAGUUUUACAAGUUUUGAUGUAUGCGGGGUUGUACAAAAUAUGUGUAGAAAGCUAGAUGUCACCAUCAUACAUAGAUUCUGAAAUGCUUGCAGCUAUAUAUAUUGCAUUGCAUAAGUGAAACCACUUGCUUCCUAGGAUAACCGAGUUCUAGAUCUCCUGCUUUGAACACGCAAAUUUUCUCUUUUCAGUCUUUCUGCCCGAGCUGUCAUUGCAUUGCGAAUAAGGGUGCUAUUCUGUUUCCUAGAAGAUUCUUGUGUAUCAUCUUGCACUGGCACAAGUGCCACAGAACCUGGUGUGUCUUCAGCGCCCUGAGAAUUUCCAGGUGCAUUCCUGUUCUUUGGAGGCCUGCCUCUUUUUUUAGGCUGCUUAUCAGCAGAUAAAGAUGUAUCUUUUCGAGGCCUGCCCCUCUUCCUAGGUUGAUUACUAGCCUGCAAGCCGUCCACUCUAACUAUCGCCAUCUUAUUGUUUGUAUCAUUUCCCUGGGAUAGUGUAACUAUAUGUGAUGUUUUCUCCAUACUGUCAUCCACUGUAGCAUAUAUUUUCCUUGGUCUACCCACCUUUGGUUUGGAGUCAGAAACUGAUCCCUUAAGUUUGCACUUGUCGAUAACAAGUGUUUUAAGUGGAACAGUUAUGUCCAAUGGCAGUAGAACUUUCUCAAGUUCACGCCAUUCAAGAUCUUCCUGGUCUCCAUCAUCAUAAAUGACGGUGUACCAGUUGCUUUCAAUGUCAUACUUGGCCACUUUCCCGACGAAAUAUGUGUCUCCAAAAAGCUUACGCACUUUCCUCCCUUCUAACCAUUCACCAAAACGAGGAUCAACAUGAGAUUCUGCGUCAUUUUUUACUGCAGAUUGAGAACCAGUUGUGCAAUCAAAA
This is a messenger RNA of Zea mays, 3593 nucleotides long. RefSeq lists its product as uncharacterized. The record is from RefSeq and is marked provisional. NCBI's taxonomy places the organism in Eukaryota, Viridiplantae, Streptophyta, Magnoliopsida, Poales, Poaceae. Gene Ontology annotation, molecular function: peroxidase activity; calcium ion binding; NAD(P)H oxidase H2O2-forming activity. Gene Ontology annotation, cellular component: plasma membrane.